CAAUUGAGCUCAUCUUCGUCUGUUUUUUUGUUUUAUGUUAGGGACGUAAAAGCCAGAAGAAUAGACGAGGAAGACCUAGCCAACAGACUCAGUGAGUUACCGGACAAUGUUAUUUUGCACAUCAUCUCAUCGCUUCCGAUGAAAGAAGCAGUUCGAACAUGCCUUCUGUCAACCAGAUGGAAGGAUCUUUUUACUUCCAUAUCCAAUAUUGAGCUUGAUGGAGUUCUAAGGAAGAGGGCUUUACGUAAUAGAUUCAUGGAAUUUGUGGAUGGAUUUCUGUCCUUGCGUAAGGAUAUCAGUGUGGAUAGAUUUCGCCUCUGCUAUGGACCCGGAAUUGAUCAUCGCAAGAUCAAUGAAUGGUAUGCAGUAAGGCAUGGCGUUAGAGAACUUGACUUGAUCUUUCAAAGUGGAACCUUCGAAACAAGACAUUUCACUGACCUGAAAUUCGGGGUUUUCACUUGUAAAACAGUGCUCACAUUGAGAUUAUUCAACGUUCCAAGUCUUGUCCUGACUAUUCCCACCCAUUGUUGUCUGCCGAAUCUCAAAGGUCUCCAUCUUACUUUUCUGAAAUUCUCUGAUGAUGAAUCCAUUAGAAGGCUAAUUUCCAGCUGCAAUUCGCUGGAGGAAUUGCUUGUUCAAUCAUGUGAACUCAGCAACCUAAACAAACUCAGUGUUUGCCAUCCUACAUUUAAGAGGCUAACCAUAAGUGGUGGUUAUAUUGCCCCAAUUUGAAGUGGAGAUUAACACCCCGAAUCUGGUCUUCUUUGAUUUCGGCUGCGUCUACCGUAAAGAAACAAAGCUCUCACUCAGAAACCUAAACUCUCUUUCA
This is a messenger RNA of Gossypium raimondii (Peruvian cotton), 829 nucleotides long. Its product is annotated as F-box/FBD/LRR-repeat protein At5g56420. The transcript has a single exon. The record is from RefSeq and is a predicted model, not a curated record. The annotation marks the transcript as partial. Gene Ontology annotation, molecular function: protein binding. Lineage: Eukaryota; Viridiplantae; Streptophyta; Magnoliopsida; Malvales; Malvaceae.